Molecule: messenger RNA, 297 nt
Organism: Dibothriocephalus latus
Lineage: Eukaryota; Metazoa; Platyhelminthes; Cestoda; Diphyllobothriidea; Diphyllobothriidae
Source: the annotation of a GenBank genome assembly
AUGGUGACCGAAAGAAGCAUAGCUUGUGCCUCUUGGAGUUUUCCUUACAACUUUGAAAGCCCCAGUGCUUCCCAGGUCGCGGCAGCCCAUGUAAACGGAACCUUGCUUCUACCAUUGCCUCGGAACGGCUACAAAGUGAGUCAAGUCGACUCAGCCGUUGGUGGUGUUGAUUUCAUGGAUGGUAACUGGGACAUGGACGAGAUCGCCUUCCCCCAAGGCGCUGCCCUCGAUGACCCAGACUCUACUUCCCUUCUUGCUGAAUUGGAUCGCUUCACUGCUCUUCUGCAGCGCCGCCCA